Messenger RNA from Dermacentor silvarum, 2109 nucleotides. Its product is annotated as polycomb group RING finger protein 2-like. NCBI's taxonomy places the organism in Eukaryota, Metazoa, Arthropoda, Arachnida, Ixodida, Ixodidae. Gene Ontology annotation, biological process: negative regulation of transcription by RNA polymerase II. The transcript is spliced from 11 exons. Gene Ontology annotation, cellular component: PRC1 complex. The coding region runs from base 165 to 1982 and encodes 605 amino acids. Gene Ontology annotation, molecular function: promoter-specific chromatin binding. The record is from RefSeq and is a predicted model, not a curated record.
CGGCAACGGCAGCAGUCGGCGGCGCGCACCAUUUUCCAGCGGAGCCUCGGCGCCGCGUCGGUUGGAUUUUUCCGGUCGCUGUGGAGGAUUUCGACCCCCCGUUUGGACCGCUUCCGGCCGCUCCUCAUCGGAUCUGACGGGUUGGUGGGCUGCCUCAGCGAACGAUGCCGGGCGCGAGGCUGGCCGACCUCAACUCGGUCAUCACGUGUGUGCUGUGCGGCGGCUACCUGGUGAACGCCACCACGCUCGUCGAGUGCCUACACUCGUUCUGCAAAGUGUGCAUCGUGCAAUUCCUGGCCACCAGUCAUCUGUGCCCCAUCUGCGACGUUCCAGUGCACAAGACGAAGCCGCAUCAAUCCAUUCGGAUUGACGAUACCCUCCAGAAUAUUGUGUACAAGGUCGUUCCUGGACUUUACCAGAAGGAAAUGAAGAAGAGGCGUGACUUCUACGAGAAGCACACGGAGCACGACGCGCACGUGACUUGUCCCGAAGAUCGGGGAAUCGUGGACGGCUCCAGCCGGAUCAUCUUCAGCCCUGACGACACCAUCAGCCUCUCCCUGGAGUACAGCACUGGCAAGCAAGAACAGGUGGCAACAUCGGGUGAGAAGAGCAAAGGAACGUCUACCGACUCUGGAAGUGAAACGGAGGUGGUUCCGAAGCGCUUCCUCAACUGCCCGGCGGCCUUCACCAUCAGCCAUCUGCAGAAGUUCAUCCGCAUGAAGUACAGCCUGGCACCCCAGUACCAGGUCGACAUUCUUCACAUGGAUGACGUGCUAUCUCAUGAUUUUGCUUUGAUGGACGUUGCAUAUAUCUACGCUUGGAAGAGGGAUUGUCCCUUGCGCCUCUCUUUUCGGAUAUGCAAGUGUCCUCCAAAGCCUUCUGCAGUCACAGCACCUUCUGUUAACACAAGUAGCGAAGUUGAACAGACUGCUGCAAACGGAGCCAACAACCAAGAGAAAGAAAUUGUCAAACAACCAGCAGAGAACAAGCCUGCACUGCUGAAGCCUGCAGAGGAGAGUCAAGUCUCUAUGCCACCUCCUCGUGCUCCAGAACAAGUGAACAAGCCAACCACGAAGUCGCCACCUGAACCUGCUGGUGCUGUUCCCACCAGUGUGCCCCAGCCAGAGGAUCCUAAGGAACCUAUUACUACUGUUGUGCCUGCUGCUGAGCCUCCCAUCGCUACUAUCGUACCUGCUGCUGAGCAUCACGCACUGGAAACCCCUGAAAUGAAAACUACCGCAGAGGAAGAAUCUACAGCUCCAGGGAGCCCAAAGGCCAUAGCCCUGGUGCAGUCCACGUCCCCGCAGAGGCAAAAGGCAUCGGAGCCACCAGCAGAGGCUCAGUCACCACCGCCAUUGCCAAAGAUCACCAUAAGCACCCUGGACAAGAAUAGUCACAAGAUCUUGAUACACACCAAGGAGGUGCCACCAACUCUGGGUCAGGCCCUGUCGCCACCCCACAAUGGACAAGAUAGAUCACCGCCCCCUUCUGGAAAGAAGUCCAAACGUAAGGAGCAGCGUGACGUUGACAGGCACCAUCAGUCAAAGCGCAAGUCGCCUGAAAAAGUGGAGAAGCGGACGCAGUGGAGCCGGUCUCCACCGGAGGAUGGCAACCCCAAUAAAAAGCUCAAACUGGAUGGCUGCGACGAUGCUGUGGAGGUGGAUGCUGUGUGCAGAAAGUCCAUCAGCUCUCCUCUACAGAGAUCUGAGGCGGCGCAUCUCUCCCAGAACCAGCCAAGCACAACAUGCCAAAGGCUGUGCCCAGCCCGAGGAAGCCACCGCCACCACCCCCUGCCCACCCUAGGACCCCUCCUUGCACCUCGCUGCCCCCAAACCUGCCACGCAGUGAUGAAGACACACGGCCACUUGAUCUGUCAGUAUCCCAUCGUGGUGCCACUGCUGCCAUUCCCCAAGAGCCACCUCGACGUCCAAGAGGCAGGCCUCCCCUUCCUCUGCCCUCAGUCAUGCAACCCCUGCCGCUAGUGGCCAAGCGGCCUUCCCCUCCUCCGACAACGGCGUACAGUCCUACCUCUGCGCCUCUCUUCCACAAGCUGCCAGCCGCACAGCCAUCUUCUUCUUCGUCACACCAUCACCACCACCAUCAUCAUCG